AUGGACUAUUCGUACGACGAGGACCUGGACGAAUUGUGUCCGGUGUGUGGUGACAAGGUGUCGGGCUACCACUACGGACUGCUCACGUGCGAGAGCUGCAAGGGUUUCUUCAAGCGCACAGUCCAGAACAACAAACAUUACACGUGCACCGAAAGUCAGAGCUGCAAAAUCGACAAGACGCAGCGUAAGCGCUGUCCCUUCUGCCGCUUCCAGAAGUGCCUGACGGUGGGCAUGCGCCUGGAAGCUGUUCGUGCUGAUCGAAUGCGGGGAGGCCGGAACAAGUUUGGGCCCAUGUACAAGAGGGACCGGGCCUUGAAGCAGCAGAAGAAAGCACAGAUUCGGGCCAAUGGCUUCAAGCUGGAGAAUGGACCGCCGAUGGGGGUGCCCCCACCACCUCCUCCCCCACCGGACUACAUGCUACCCCCUAACCUGCACGCACCUGAGCCCAAGGCCCUGGUCUCUGGCCCACCCACAGGGCCGCUGGGUGACUUUGGAGCCCCAGCUCUGCCCAUGGCUGUGCCUGGUACCCAUGGGCCCCUGGCUGGCUACCUCUAUCCCGCCUUCUCUAACCGCGCCAUCAAGUCUGAGUACCCAGAGCCUUACGCCAGCCCCCCUCAGCAGCCAGGGCCGCCCUACAGCUAUCCAGAGCCCUUCUCAGGAGGGCCCAGUGUACCAGAACUCAUACUACAGCUGCUGCAGCUAGAGCCAGAAGAGGACCAGGUGCGCGCUCGCAUCGUGGGCUGUCUGCAGGAACCAGCCAAGAGCCGCUCGGACCAGCCAGCGCCCUUCAGCCUCCUCUGCAGGAUGGCCGACCAGACCUUUAUCUCCAUUGUCGACUGGGCCCGAAGGUGCAUGGUAUUUAAAGAGCUGGAGGUGGCUGACCAGAUGACACUGCUGCAGAAUUGCUGGAGUGAGCUGCUGGUGUUGGACCACAUCUACCGCCAGGUCCAGUAUGGCAAGGAGGACAGCAUCCUGCUGGUUACUGGACAGGAGGUGGAGUUGAGCACGGUGGCCGUACAGGCUGGCUCCCUGUUGCAUAGCCUGGUGCUGCGGGCCCAGGAGUUAGUGCUACAGUUGCAUGCACUGCAGUUAGACCGCCAGGAGUUCGUCUGUCUCAAGUUCCUCAUCCUCUUCAGCCUCGAUGUGAAAUUUCUGAACAACCACAGCCUGGUGAAGGAUGCCCAGGAGAAGGCCAACGCCGCCCUGCUGGAUUACACCUUGUGUCACUACCCACACUGCGGGGACAAAUUCCAGCAGUUGCUAUUGUGCCUGGUGGAGGUGCGAGCACUGAGCAUGCAGGCCAAGGAGUACCUGUACCACAAGCAUUUGGGCAAUGAGAUGCCCCGCAACAACCUUCUCAUUGAGAUGCUGCAGGCCAAGCAGACUUGA
Acomys russatus (golden spiny mouse) is the source of this 1389-nucleotide messenger RNA. It is a transcript of the gene Nr5a1, whose product is annotated as nuclear receptor subfamily 5 group A member 1. The record is from RefSeq and is a predicted model, not a curated record. Gene Ontology annotation, biological process: tissue development; hormone-mediated signaling pathway; regulation of transcription by RNA polymerase II. Gene Ontology annotation, molecular function: zinc ion binding; RNA polymerase II cis-regulatory region sequence-specific DNA binding; nuclear receptor activity. Gene Ontology annotation, cellular component: RNA polymerase II transcription regulator complex. Bases 1 to 1389 code for a protein of 462 amino acids. Lineage: Eukaryota; Metazoa; Chordata; Mammalia; Rodentia; Muridae. The transcript has 6 exons.